Molecule: messenger RNA, 3878 nt
Organism: Vicugna pacos (alpaca)
Lineage: Eukaryota; Metazoa; Chordata; Mammalia; Artiodactyla; Camelidae
Source: RefSeq, a predicted model, not a curated record
GGGGCGGGGGCAGCCCCGAACCGGCUCUGGAUCGUCCCCACUCCCGUCUCAAACUACUCGGAAAGUUGUCCCUUAGCACUCUGCCAGCCGCUCCGGGAGCUCCGCCGCGACGAGGGUUUCCCCCACAGCCCCAGCUGGCGUGGCCAGGCCCCAAGUGUAGGAUGGGGCUCCUCCUACGAGGGCCGGUGGCAGCCAGAACUGAUACAGCCCCCCUGAUCUGGGGCCAGGACACCAGCUGAGGAGGGGGUAGUAUCUGGAAGCCAUGGCUGGUGCCUCAGUGAAAGUGGCAGUGAGGGUUCGGCCCUUCAACGCCCGAGAGACCAGCCAGGAUGCCAAGUGUGUGGUCAGCAUGCAGGGCAGCACCACCUCCAUCAUCAACCCCAAACAGAGCAAGGAUGCCCCCAAAAGCUUCACUUUCGAUUACUCCUACUGGUCACACACUUCGGCUGAGGACCCCCCAGUGAGCUACAUGGAGAUCUACUGUGAGCGGGUACGAGACCUCUUGAACCCCAAGAGUCGGGGCUCUCUACGGGUCCGGGAGCACCCCAUCCUGGGCCCCUACGUGCAGGACCUGUCUAAAUUGGCUGUGACCUCCUACGCAGACAUUGCAGACCUCAUGGACUGUGGAAAUAAGGCGCGGACUGUGGCCGCCACCAACAUGAAUGAGACCAGCAGCCGUUCCCAUGCGGUCUUCACCAUCGUCUUCACUCAGCGCUGCCAUGACCAGCUCACUGGGCUGGACUCAGAGAAGGUCAGUAAGAUCAGUUUGGUGGACUUGGCUGGCAGCGAGCGGGCCGACUCCUCGGGGGCCCGGGGCAUGCGCCUGAAGGAAGGCGCCAACAUCAAUAAGUCCCUGACUACCCUAGGGAAGGUGAUCUCAGCCCUCGCGGAUAUGCAAUCAAAGAAGCGGAAGUCGGAUUUUAUCCCUUACAGGGACUCUGUGCUCACCUGGCUGCUCAAGGAGAAUCUGGGUGGCAACUCACGUACAGCGAUGAUUGCAGCCCUGAGCCCCGCAGACAUCAAUUAUGAGGAGACUCUAAGCACCCUCAGGUACGCCGACCGCACCAAGCAGAUCCGCUGCAACGCCAUCAUUAAUGAGGACCCCAACGCCCGGCUGAUCCGAGAGCUGCAGGAGGAGGUGGCCCGGCUCCGGGAGCUGCUGAUGGCGCAGGGGCUCUCUGCCUCUGCCCUGGGAGGCCUGAAGGUAGAUGAAGGGAGUCCUGGUGGUGCUCUGCCAGCUACAUCACCCCCCCCAGCCCCAGCUUCGCCCUCAUCUCCCCCAGCACACAACGGGGAGCUGGAGCCAUCAUUCUCCCCCAAUGCCGAGCCCCAGAUCGGGCCUGAGGAGGCCAUGGAGAGGCUGCAGGAGACAGAGAAGAUUAUAGCUGAGCUGAAUGAGACCUGGGAGGAGAAGCUACGUAAGACGGAGGCCUUGAGAAUGGAGAGAGAAGCACUGCUGGCUGAGAUGGGGGUGGCCGUCAGGGAAGAUGGGGGAACCGUGGGCGUCUUCUCUCCUAAGAAGACUCCGCACCUGGUGAACCUGAAUGAAGACCCCCUGAUGUCCGAGUGUCUGCUCUAUCACAUCAAAGAUGGCAUCACCAGAGUCGGCCAGGUGGACGUUGACAUCAAGCUGACCGGGCAGUUCAUUCGGGAGCAACACUGUCUGUUCCGGAGCAUCCCUCAGCCAGACGGAGAAGUGGUGGUCACCCUGGAGCCCUGUGACGGAGCUGAGACCUACGUCAACGGGAAACUCGUGACUGAGCCCGUGGUGCUGAAGUCAGGGAAUAGGAUUGUAAUGGGCAAGAACCACGUUUUCCGCUUCAAUCACCCGGAGCAGGCCCGGCUGGAGCGGGAACGAGGGGUUCCCCCGCCCCCAGGACCACCCUCUGAGCCCGUCGACUGGAACUUUGCCCAGAAGGAGCUGCUGGAGCAGCAAGGCAUCGACAUCAAGCUGGAGAUGGAGAAGAGGUUGCAGGAUUUGGAGAACCAGUACCGAAAAGAAAAGGAAGAGGCUGAUCUUUUGCUGGAGCAGCAGCGGCUGUAUGCGGACUCUGACAGCGGGGACGACUCGGACAAGCGCUCCUGCGAGGAGAGCUGGCGGCUCAUCUCGUCCUUGCGCGAGCAGCUGCCCCCCACCACGGUCCAGACCAUCGUCAAGCGCUGCGGCCUGCCCAGCAGUGGCAAGCGCAGGGCCCCCCGCAGGGUGUACCAGAUCCCCCAGCGGCGGCGGCUGCAGGGCAAAGACCCCCGCUGGGCCACCAUGGCCGACCUGAAGAUGCAGGCGGUGAAAGAGAUCUGCUACGAGGUGGCCCUGGCCGACUUCCGCCAUGGGCGGGCCGAGAUCGAGGCCCUGGCCGCCCUCAAGAUGCGGGAGCUGUGCCGCACCUAUGGCAAGGCCGAGGGGCCCGGAGAUGCCUGGAGGGCCGUGGCCCGGGAUGUCUGGGACACGGUGGGCGAGGAGGAAGGCGGUGGAGGCGGAGGUGGCGGCAGUGAGGAGGGAGCCCGCGGCGCGGAGGUGGAGGACCUCCGUGCUCACAUCGACAAGCUGACUGGGAUCCUGCAGGAGGUGAAGCUGCAGAACAGCACCAAGGACCGCGAGCUGCAGGCCCUGAGGGAUCGCAUGCUCCGCAUGGAGAGGGUCAUCCCACUGACCCAGGAUCAUGAGGAUGAGAAUGAAGAAGCUGGUGAAGCCACGUGGGCCCCGCCCCAGGGGUCCGAGGCAGAGGAGGAAGCCCCCAGCGACCGCACACCCCCUGCCCGGCCCUCCUCGCCGCCUCUGUCAAGCUGGGAGCGGGUGUCGCGGCUGAUGGAGGAGGACCCUGCCUUCCGCCGGGGCCGCCUUCGCUGGCUCAAGCAGGAGCAGCUACGGCUGCAGGGACUGCAGGGCUCCGGAGGCCGGGGUGGUGGGCUGCGCAGGCCCCGGCCGCUUCGUGCCCCCCACGACUGCAAGCUGCGUUUCCCCUUCAAGAGCAACCCCCAGCACCGUGAGUCCUGGCCAGGGGCAGGGUCGGGGAGGUCCCCACGCCGCCACCCCCAGGCCCCCGAGGAGCUCACCCCGCCUCCGGCCAUCCCUGUCCGCAGGCCCCCAAGUCCCCGCAGGUCCCACCGUCCCCGCAGGAACUCCCUGGACGGAGGGGGUCGAGCCCGGGGAGGGGGCUCCACGCAGCCGGAACCCCAGCACUUCCAGCCCAAAAAGCACAACUAUUAUCCCCAGCAGCCCCAGCCCUACCCAGCCCAACGACCCCCAGGGCCCCGCUACCCCCCAUACACUACGCCCCCUCGGAUGAGACGGCAGCGCUCAGCCCCUGACCUCAAGGAGAGUGGGGCGGCUGUGUGAGCCCUGCAUCCUGGGCAGAGAGGGCCUGGCGGGGCCCCUUCCUGGGAGAUGCUGCUUCCCCAGAAGCCGUGGGGCGGGGAGGCCCUAGAGACGAGAGAGAAGGUCCGUGUAGGUGAUAGAAGAUGUAGGGUGUCUGGGCCGGAGGCUGGAGGAAGGAAGAGGGCACGGAGCUGCCAGGAGCGAACCAAAGUGAAGGAGUGACGGGAAGCUGCCUUGGGGCUGCCCCUCGCAGGGCGUCCCACAAACGCUGCUAUGGGUGGGUGGGGAGCUGGGGUGCUGCGUAGUCAGUGUUCGACUUUCUUUUCAAGUGGGGGCAGAGAGGGGAGCACCUAGAGGGAGGCGUGGUCUCCCCCCGUCCUAGCCCCUGUCUGUCUGUCCGUCUGUGGUGGGUUUCUGUCUCCAGGGAGGUGUGUCGGGAUCGUAAGUCAUUCCCUUCCCCUUCCAGGCCUCCUGCUAUAUUUGGGGGACCUGUCUGGUUUCUGGUUUGGUCGAGGUCCCGUGAGGAUGUGGGACCCUUCAAUAAAGAAUAGCAAACAGGGAA